Rattus rattus (black rat) is the source of this 993-nucleotide messenger RNA. RefSeq names its product transmembrane protein 35B (gene Tmem35b). The record is from RefSeq and is a predicted model, not a curated record. NCBI's taxonomy places the organism in Eukaryota, Metazoa, Chordata, Mammalia, Rodentia, Muridae. The transcript has 3 exons. The coding region runs from base 21 to 479 and encodes 152 amino acids.
UCAGGAAGCCCUGCGCUGCCAUGCUGGUCAGUCUAGGCGCAUUGCGAGUUCUGCUUGGCGUCUUCUUCACUCUCACCGGGGCUGCCAAGCUCUUUCAGGUCUCGGCCCCCGUGUCACAACAGAUGAAAGCCUUGUUCGAGCAGUUUGCUGAGGUGUUCCCGUUGAAGGUGUUGGGCUACCAGCCAGAUCCUAUAAGCUACCAAGCAGCUGUGGGCUGGCUGGAACUGCUGGCUGGGUUGCUGCUGGUCGUGGGUCCACCUGUGCUACAGCAGAUCAGUAACGUGCUCUUGAUCCUCCUCAUGAUGGGGGCUGUCUUCACUUUGGUGGUCCUGGAAGAGUCCCUGAGUACUUAUAUCCCAGCUGUUGUCUGUCUGGGGCUCCUGCUGCUGCUGGAUUCCUGCCAGUUCUUAGUUCGAACUAAAGGAGCGGUCAGAUGCCGUAACAAAAUCCCUGGUGCACUUGGGAACCGUAGGAAGUGAGUCUUCAUGCCACACAGCACAGCAGGGACAGUCAUAGCAUACUGUCUACAACUUUGUUAGUCAUUCAGUGUAGAGAGAGGGCUUGUCUAGGCCUCAGUCUCCCCUAAUAACCAUGCUGCUCUGUCCUGAGGGGGCAGUAACACUCUUCAUGUCACGGGAAAACAGGAAGUAAACGGGAAAGAAACUAAAACCACUUCAGAUUCUAAUACUCUGUGAAUAAUCCUCUCAAUGUUUUGGCGUGACUGUGCCUCACAACUUUUUCUAUAAUUAUAUACAGAUGCAUGGUUUUUUUUAAUGAAAUGAGACAGUGUAGCCUAUUGCCCACCGUUAAGAUCCAGGGUUCUUUAACAUCUCUUGUGUUUUUACUCCGUCAAUGUUCAUGGCUUUAAGCACUCAAGUCACUGAGUUGGGGAUGAAGAGGCAGCUGAGGUGCUAGGAACACCUACUGCCUUCGCAAAGGGCCAGGGCUCAGUUCCCAGCAUCCUCAUGGUGGCUCACAAUUCUACCUCUGGUC